This is a messenger RNA of Carassius gibelio (silver crucian carp), 1703 nucleotides long. Its product is annotated as E3 SUMO-protein ligase ZBED1-like. Gene Ontology annotation, molecular function: protein dimerization activity. The transcript is spliced from 2 exons. The record is from RefSeq and is a predicted model, not a curated record. Bases 413 to 1267 code for a protein of 284 amino acids. NCBI's taxonomy places the organism in Eukaryota, Metazoa, Chordata, Actinopteri, Cypriniformes, Cyprinidae.
UCUUACUUUUUUAUAUCAGAAUAUUUAAUUAGUUAUCUUAACAUAUAAUAACUUUAUUAAACACAUCUUAUUGUAUACUGUCACAGAUAUUUUAGUGUUGAUGAUAUUUAAAUUAAUAAAGAAUUAUACGUUAAAUUAUAGAUGUAAGAUUUAUUCAAAUUAAUGUUUAAAAAAUAUGAAACCAGAACUUAAUUAAAACGAUUGAAACUAUUUUAUUUCUAUUUAUCCAGAAAAUGCAGUCAAAUGUGACACACGCAUCAGUCGUGCUCUAGGAGUGUGCAAAAAGCAAGUGGGACAUUUUUCCCAUAGCUGGAAAAAGAAAGAAGCGCUAAAGAAAGCACAGAGAGAGCUUAACCUGCCAGAACAUGGUCUGAUCACAGAGUGCCCUACACGAUGGGGCACUAAGCAACAAAUGAUGGAAAGGAUCCUGGAACAGCAGAGGGCUCUGUCACAAGUUCUCUCUGAAAAUCGGAGUACAAGACAUCUGGUUCCAUCUUGGCAGGACAUUGAGGUCCUUGAGUCCGUAAACAAGGCAUUGAAGCCACUUCAAGAUUUUACAGAUGCUUUGUCUGGGGAAGAAUACGUGAGCAUUUCCUAUCUACUUCCAGUUCUUCGUUUACUGAACACACAAACCCUUGCUGCUGACGAGGAAGACACAGAGCUGACAUGCUCAAUUAAAACCAAAGUGCUGGGCUACAUGGAGGCAAAAUAUGAGGAUCCUGCAACCCAAACUCUCUUGAACAUUGCCACUUUUUUAGAUCCAAGGUUCAAAAAAGACUACAUUCCUAAGGAACAACGGGAAGAAAUUAGUUUAAGGAUAAAAUCAGAAAUGAAGGAGGCACAACCUGCUGUUGCCAUAUCAUCAUCAUCAGUGGGUGCUGCUGUGUCAGGUGCUGAGGCUGAGCCAUGUCAAAGUGCCACAGCCACAAGUACAAAGAGGAUGAAGAAGUCUUUAGGAAGUCUCUUACAGACCUCAGUCACAUCUCCCUCUGAAUCCUCUGACCAUGCAACCAUUGAAGCAGAAUUUAACAGCUACAUUCUGAUCCCCAAAAUCCACAGUGAGCAGGACCCUUUGGCAUGGUGGGGAAUUCACAAGGUAAAUUUCCCCCACUUAAGCAAGCUGGCGGAAAAAUAUCUUUGUGUGCCUGCCACUAGCACACCAUCUGAAAGACUUUUCAGCACACCAGGCAAUGUAGUUACAUGUCAGCGUGCAUCCCUGAAACCAAACAAAGUGGACAUGCUGGUUUUCUUGUCCAAAAAUUUUUAGCAUGAAUGCUAAAAUCUGACUUGGCAAAAACAAAACAAAAAGAGAGCAAAGAAGUAACUCCACUGUUUCUCAAGUGUUUUUGUUUACUUGAAUGUUCAUGUUUUCAGGUUGAUGUAGGCCUAACUAUAUAGUGGAGCAAAGUAUUAGUGAUAUUUUUAUUUUCUGUUUGUUUACAUUUUUAAAAUGUAAUUUUAACAUUUAAAUGUAAUGUUAAAAUGUAAUUUGUGUUAAUGCAACAUAAAAAAAACUGCUGUUGUUCACUUUCAAAAGUUGUAGUGAUUUCUUUCCCCUAAAUAAUUUGAAAUUUUGGUUAUAUAAUUUCUCUUAAUACAAUUUUAAUUGAUUUUAGAAAAAAUAAAUAUCGUAUCGCAUAUCGAAUAUCGCAUUAUUUAGCAAGAUAUCGCAUAUCGCAUUUUUCUUCAAUAUCGCACAGCCC